This is a messenger RNA of Ceratina calcarata, 1110 nucleotides long. RefSeq names its product troponin C type I (gene TpnCI). Gene Ontology annotation, molecular function: calcium ion binding. Gene Ontology annotation, cellular component: myosin II complex. Bases 179 to 637 code for a protein of 152 amino acids. Lineage: Eukaryota; Metazoa; Arthropoda; Insecta; Hymenoptera; Apidae. The record is from RefSeq and is a predicted model, not a curated record. The transcript has 6 exons.
GACAGUAUUCAAUAGCCAGCAAGCAUAAUACCACGUUAGAAUCACGAUUAUUGGUUUCUUUCUUCGUUUGGAGUAAUAAUUCCUCGUUCGCGGUUCUCCACGCUCGUGUUCCUCUCAAGUAUAGCCGUUUUUAAUUUAAAAAAAAGAAAGUAAAAAGUAAAAAGAGAAUCGCGCCACCAUGGCCGACGAACUCCCCCCUGAACAAAUCGCUGUUCUCCGUAAAGCGUUCGACAGCUUCGACAGAGAGAAGAGCGGCAGCAUACCCACCGACAUGGUGGCCGACAUCCUUAGAUUGAUGGGUCAGCCCUUCAACAAAAAGAUUUUGGACGAGCUCAUCGAAGAAGUCGACGCCGACAAAUCCGGACGCCUCGAAUUCGAAGAGUUCGUCACCUUGGCCGCUAAAUUCAUCGUUGAAGAGGACGCGGAGGCCCUGGAAAAGGAACUUCGGGAAGCAUUCAGGCUCUAUGACAAAGAAGGAAACGGCUACAUCCCGACUACGUGCUUGCGCGAGAUUCUCAGGGAACUGGAUGAUCAAUUGACGGACGAGGAACUCGAUAUCAUGAUCGAAGAAAUCGACUCCGAUGGAUCUGGCACUGUUGACUUUGAUGAAUUCAUGGAGAUGAUGACCGGGGAAUAAACGAUGAACUUUGAAAUGAUCGAUACGUGUCGGUGCACUCAUCAGAUCCGACUCAAAGACAAUACAAGUGCGACGUUUGCAUUCUACUUUCUAAAAUAAUUUGUCUGCGUGUCUCUUAAAAAAGAAAGUCAAAUAGUUGUAAUACAAACGAGAAUGGUGUACGUGAGGUACAAAAGCGUGUAAGGUCAAACGUCAUGUCUCGUGUUCGUUGGUUGUCAGAUUGCUUAGACACGGCUUCGAGCGUCAGGGAAUGGUCUCACGGAUUUCUCUUCUAUUUCUAACAGGUGCCUUAAACUAACUGUUUUGUACAUGAGUCGUUAUUAUUAUUAUUAUUAUUAUUAUUAUUAUUAUUAUUAUUAUUAUUGUAAAACUAUAACGAGUCUCGGAUUCCAAUUGUAUUCGCAGCACGCCUACCAAGUUUUUCAUGGACAGUACUUAUUUAUUUGUUGUUAAUAAAACACUCAGUGAAAAGA